Messenger RNA from Humulus lupulus (European hop), 870 nucleotides. RefSeq lists its product as uncharacterized. Bases 1 to 870 code for a protein of 289 amino acids. NCBI's taxonomy places the organism in Eukaryota, Viridiplantae, Streptophyta, Magnoliopsida, Rosales, Cannabaceae. The record is from RefSeq and is a predicted model, not a curated record. The transcript is spliced from 5 exons.
AUGUCUGAAGGAGAUUUGUCAAAGAAAAGAAGAAUGGAAGAGUAUGAGACUGUAGCACUUAUAGAAGUGUGUAGCACUAUUUUACAGAGAAAGCUUCCCUCGAAACUGAGAGAUCCUGGCAGUUGUACUAUUCCUUGCACUAUUGGAAAUUUUGAGUGCAAGCAUGCCCUAUGUGAUUUGGGGGCAAGCAUUAAUUUGAUGUCGUUGUCUAUAUUUCCCAGACUUGGUUUAGGGGAGGCUAGUCCUACUACAGUCACAUUGCAGCUAGCAGAUUGCUCAGUUAAACAUCUUAGAGGUAUUAUAGAGGAUGUUCUUGUUAAAGUGGAAAAAAUCAAUUUUCUGAUAGAUUUCAUCGUCUUAGAUAUGGAGGAAGAUGAAAAUGUCCCAAUCAUUCUGGGAAGGCCAUUUUUAGCUACCGGGCAGGCUCUGAUUGAUGUAGUUGACAUGGUAGAGAAAGCAGUGGCAGGGAUUAACAUUACAGAGGAUCCCCUUCAGAGAAGUUUGACUACAGAGGAUGUAGAGGCUGAGUUAGACAAAGAGGUCCAAUGGAUGAAUUCGAAAGAGCCAAUAUACAACCGAAAAUAUGAAGAACUAGGUCAGGGACCUGAAAGACCAUUACCAUCAGUUGAGAAACCUCUGGAGUUGGAAUUGAACUCAUUGUCAGCACAUCUACAAUAUGCUUUUUUGGAUGAGAAGGAGACUUCACCAGUUAUUGUGUCUUCAUCUCUUUCUAAUGAGGAGAUGGAAAAACUAUUAAGGAUAUUCAAGGUAGUCAGAAAAGAAAUCUUGAAGUGGUUGGAUGCUGGGGUGAUCUAUCCCAUUUCAGAUAGCAGUUGCGUAAAUCCAGUUCAGGCAGUUCCUAAGAAAUGA